AUGUCUAUAUCACCACCUGAAGCUCCACCAUAUCCAACAACACCAGAAGAUGAUCGUGAAAAUGAUGAAACAUCUGCAGCUGCUUAUGCAGAAAUAUUGUCAUUUCAAUGGUGUUUUGGUUUUAAUAAAGAUUUGCCAGUACUUAAUUUAUCAAUAAAUAAUACAAAAAAAAUCUUUUUUAUUGCUGCACAAAUUGGAGUUUUAUAUGAUUUUGCUUAUAAUCGACAACAAUUAUUAAUUGGACAUAGAAAUAAUAUAACAUGUUGUUGUAUUAGUAAUGAUAAACGUUGGUUAUGUACAGCUGAUAGUGGUCGAGAUUGUACAAUUAUUAUUUGGGAUACAAUAACUGGAUUACCGAAUCAAACUUAUUUCGAUGUCAUUAAUGGAACAGGAGCAGUAGCAUUUAGUAGUGAUGCAAAAUAUUUAGCGACAUUAAGUCAACAAGCUCCUCAAAUAAUGUCAAUAUGGGAUUGGACAGCUGAAGGUGAUAGACCAAUAUGUGCAUUAGAAUUAAAAAAUGAUUAUUCAAAUCAACAUUAUUUACAAUUUAAUCCACGUCAAUCAACACAAUUAGUAUCAAAUUCAACAACACAAGUUAUUUUUUAUGAAUGGUCACAUGAAAAUGGUUUAAAUUAUUAUGAUCCUGAAUUAACUGAAAGAACAUUUAAUACAUCACGUGAAAAACUUGGUUAUUUAACUCAAUCAGUUUUUCUUCUUCAUCCAACACGAGUUGUAACAGGUACAACAACAGGAAAACUUGUUCUUUGGGAUUGUAAAACAAAUGGAAAUAUGUUUGAAAUGAAUAAAAAUCAACCGAAUAUAGUUCAACAAAAUGAUCUCUCACGUCAAUCAACAAAAAUAACAGAAAAUAGAGAAUUUACACGUGAUACAUUAAAAUCAUCAACAUCAACACGUAGUGGAACUUUAUCAUCAAGAAAAUCUUCAGCUAAAACAAAUGAACAAAUCGAUCAAGAUGAUGAAGAAAAAACCUACAAACAAAUACCAUUUAAUGAACCACAACAACAGACAAAUAUUCAAAAUAAUGAAGAACGAUCAGAAUUUUCCUAUAUGAAUAAGCGAGCAUUAAAAUUAUGUGAACCACAACAAAAAGCAAUUACUGUUUUAGCAACAACUAAUGACCUUGUGGUAACAGGUGACAUUGAUGGUGUAAUUCGUUUUUUUGAUCAAGAACUUAAAUUACGUAUGUGGUUUGAAAAUUAUCGUAUUGGACCAAUUGAAUCAAUAUCAUUUACAUAUACAACAUCUGAUUAUUCUCCUCCAUAUAUAACAAAUCCAACACAUAAACAUAAUGAAUCAACAUUAACACAAACUCCAUUUUCAUCAUAUGAUUUUAUAUUAUCAUCAUCUCAUGCUGUUAUUGCUCAUGUAACUCAUUCUGGUCAACAAAUAUCAAUUAUAAAACGUGAUUCUUCAACAGCUGUUUAUGCAUUGGAUACUCAUCCAUUUGAACAUAAACUAUGUUUUGCUAAUGCAUCUGGUCGUUUACAAUUAUGGGAUUAUCAACAAAAAAUGAUUAUAACAAGUGUUCAACAUGCACAUGAUAAUGCUAUUACACAAUUACGUUAUAAUCAUAAUGCAAAUUUUAUUGCUGUUGGUUAUUCUAAUGGACAAUUAACAUUAUGUGAUGCUUUAUCAUUAGAAAGUAUUCUUAAAGCACCAUUUCAAUAUGCUAAAGCAGCUAUUCUUUUUAUUGAAUUUUCACAAACAUCGACUUAUUUAGCAACAGCGGAAGACGAUUAUACAGUAUCUGUUUAUCGUCAAAAUUUGGACAGUGAAGAUAUAUAUACAUUUCUUGGUCGUUAUCGUGCACAUUAUAAACCAGUUCGAACAUUAUUUUUUGGUUUAACACCUGAUGAUAAUCAACCAAUAUUAACUACAAUUGGUGCUGAUCGUAUAUUAGCUGAAUAUGAUUUAAAUGAAAGUGAAAUUGAUCAUCUUGCUUUAAAACCAUCGACACGUAUUGAACAAAUAGCUGAACCAAUGUCAGCUUGUUAUUAUCCAUCAUCAUUAACAAAAGAAUCAUUUCUUGUUACAGUUAAUAAUGAAUAUAAAUAUAAAUUAUAUAAUUCCGGUACAAAAAUGUGUCGAAAAACAGUUUUAGGUCCAACAUUUGGUUCACCAAUACGUAAAAUUGGAAUUCUACCAAAAUUAGAUGAAAAUUCAAAUGAAGAAUAUAUUUAUUUUAUAACAACAGAUAAAAUAGGUCUUCAACGUUUACCAUUAACUGGUAAUCCAUAUGAUCAAAUGGCUAUAAUAGCACAUCCAAAUCGUGUAAGUGAUAUACGUUCUAGUUAUGAUGGACAAUAUUUAUUUACAAGUGGUGGACUUGAUAAUGUUGUACACAUGUUACAUGUUAAUCCAGAAGUUUUACAAGCACAAGCACAAUUAGGUGGAAAAGAUUUAAUACCAUUUUAUAAAUUAUUAGAAGGUGGAAGAGAUGGAGAAAUUUUUCGAGAAAUGCAAGAUUUAUUUUAUUACAGUCAAUUACGAUAG
Messenger RNA from Rotaria sp. Silwood2, 2514 nucleotides. NCBI's taxonomy places the organism in Eukaryota, Metazoa, Rotifera, Eurotatoria, Philodinida, Philodinidae. The record is from the annotation of a GenBank genome assembly.